AUGGCAUUAGCAGAGUCCUUAGCAGCCUUGUCAUUGGCUACUUCAGCUGAAGAUGAAAAAGCUUUACCAACAAAAAGCUUAAUCUUCAAGCCAAAAACUGCAAAAACAGCUACACCAAUCCCAAUCUUGGUAUUUGCAUUGCAAUCUACCAGUACCCCAAGUCCAGUUAUUGCUAAAACAGCAAACGUCAAGGAACCAAGAUUAGCCAAAGAUGAUCUUGUUGUGGAAUUCUUCAAGACUUCUGCUAAAGAAUUUUCAAUUGCCAACUUGAGCAAGGACUUGGCGGGAAAGGUCAAAAUACUCCUCGAUGCCAAUGUAGUCAAGGCAGCUGAGAAGGACGAAACUUUAAAGCUUUCUACCGAGUCAUCAUCGGCGUGUCUUUCAGCAAAAACCAUUGUUGAAUACUUGAAGUCAACUGGAAUUGAAUUGAUCGAAACAGACUUUUCUGCCGAGGCUUCCUCCUCCUCCUCAUCAUCAUCUGCUCCAGCUUCAGCUCCAGCUGAAAAGAAAGCUGCUGCAAGCAAAGUGGAUGCCAAAAUCGAGGAUGCCAAAUUGAUUGGUAUUACAGUUGAUAAAGAGAAAGAUUUCUCCAACUGGUAUGUCCAAGUUGUUGUCAAGAGUGAGAUGUUGGACUACUAUGAUGUCUCUGGAUGUUAUAUUCUUAGACCAAACUCCUACGCUGUUUGGGAAACCAUCCAGGACUAUUUCAACACCAAAAUCAAAGCAUUGGGUGUUCAAAAUGCCUACUUCCCAAUGUUUGUUUCGCAAAAAGUUUUGGAGAAGGAAAAAGACCACAUCGAAGGUUUCGCUCCGGAAGUUGCUUGGGUCACUAGAGCAGGUAGCUCCGAAUUGGAAGAGCACAUUGCCAUUAGACCUACUUCAGAAACAGUUAUGUACCCAUACUACGCCAAAUGGAUUCGUUCCCACCGUGACUUGCCAAUCAAAUUGAACCAAUGGAACUCGGUUGUGCGUUGGGAGUUUAAACACCCACAACCAUUUUUGAGAACUAGAGAGUUCUUGUGGCAAGAAGGUCACACUGCACACUUGUACAAGAGAGAAGCCGAGGAGGAAGUGUUGCAAAUAUUGGACUACUAUGCGGCUAUAUACGAGGAGUUGUUGGCCGUGCCAGUGGUUAAGGGUAAAAAGACCGAGAAUGAAAAGUUUGCUGGUGGUGACUACACAACAACAGUUGAAGGUUUCAUUCCUGCUACCGGUAGAGGUAUUCAAGGUGGUACUUCACACCAUCUUGGCCAAAACUUCUCCAAGAUGUUUAACAUGUCAGUUGAAAGUCCUGAAGGUCCUGAAAAGGGUCGUUUGUUUGCCUACCAAAACUCUUGGGGUUUAUCUACUCGUGUUAUUGGUGUUAUGGUUAUGACACAUUCGGACAACAAGGGUUUGGUCUUGCCUCCUAGAGUUGCACAAACUCAAGUUGUUGUUAUCCCAGUUGGUAUCACUGCCAAGACUUCUGCUGAGCAACGUGAGCAAAUUAAUAAAGGUGCCGCAGAUAUUGAGAGCAGAUUGAAGAAAGCAGGUAUCAGAGUAACUGGAGACUAUAGAGACUCAUACAACCCAGGAUGGAAGUUUGCCGAUUGGGAGUUGAAGGGUGUUCCACUUCGUGUGGAGUUUGGUCCUAAGGAUUUGGAAUCAGAACAAGUCACUGCAGUUAGGAGGAACGACGGACAAAAACUUAACGUCAAGUUGGCUGGUUUGGAAAGUAGCAUUGCAGAGGUUUUGGAAAAGAUCCAAGCAGAUUUACUUGCCAAAGCUACUAAAGAGUUUGACGAACACCGUGUGCUUGUUGAAGAGUGGAAGGAUUUCGUCCCAACAUUGAACAAGAAGAAUGUUAUUUUGUCUCCAUGGUGUGGUGAUGCUGAUUGUGAAGAUGACAUCAAGGAUGCUUCAGCCAAGAAUGAGGAUGGCGAGGAUGGAGAUGUGGAUGAAAAGGCUCCAUCAAUGGGUGCCAAGUCCUUAUGUGUUCCAUUUGAACAACCAGACUUGAAAGAAGGACAAAAGUGUGUUAGAUGUGACAAGAAAGCAGUCACUUAUUGUAUGUUUGGAAGAUCCUAUUAA
Molecule: messenger RNA, 2070 nt
Organism: Lodderomyces elongisporus
Lineage: Eukaryota; Fungi; Ascomycota; Pichiomycetes; Serinales; Debaryomycetaceae
Product: proline--tRNA ligase
Exons: 1
Coding region: 1-2070 (689 amino acids)
Biological process (GO): prolyl-tRNA aminoacylation
Cellular component (GO): aminoacyl-tRNA synthetase multienzyme complex; cytoplasm
Molecular function (GO): aminoacyl-tRNA deacylase activity; proline-tRNA ligase activity; ATP binding
Source: RefSeq, a predicted model, not a curated record